AUGGGCGGCCUGUGGCCCGCGGGCGGCGGCCGAGGGCUGCAGCUGCCGCUGCCGCUGUUGCUGACGGCGCUGUGGGCGGUCGCUGUGGCGCUGGAGCUGGCUUACGUAUUGGUGCACGGGCCCGGGCUGCCGGCCGCGGGGCCCCUGGCGCGGACGCUGCACGUGCUGCUGGCUGCCUUCCAACUGCUCAACCUCUUGGGCAACGCGGUUCUCUUCCUGAGCCGGAACCCGGGCAUCGGCGGUGUGCUGCUGGCUGGCCGCGCCGUGGGCCACGGCUGGGAUUACUGCUACCAGUGCCAGAGCCAGGUGCCCCCGCGCAGCGGGCACUGCCCAGCCUGCAGGGUCUGCGUCCUCCGGAGGGACCACCACUGUAUGCUGCUGGGGCGCUGCGUGGGCUUCAGCAACUACCGGCCCUUCCUGUGCCUCCUGCUCCACGGCCUGGGCCUCCUGCUUCACGUCACGGCCCUGCUGGGCCCGGCCCUGGCCUCUGUGCUGCGGGCCCACUCGCCACCCCACGCCCUGACGGUGCUGCUGCUGCCCUGGCUCAUGCUGGUCACUGGUGGCAUCACCCUGGGCCAGUUCGCCCUGACCUUCGUGGCAGACACGUGUGUGGCCGGUGCCCUGCUCUGUGGAGCCGGGCUGCUCUUCCACGGGCGGCUGCUGCUGCGGGGCCAGACCACCCGUGAGUGGGCCCACGACCUGCGCCUGUACGACCUGGGCCCCCGGCAGAACUUGCGGGCUGCCCUGGGCUCUCGCUGGGCCCUGGUGUGGCUCUGGCCCUUCCUGGCCUCUCCACUGCCCGGGGAUGGGAUCACUUUCCAGACCCAAGACUGAGGAGGAAGCCAGCCCGGCUGGGGAUCACAGACUGAAGGAGCCUUGGGGGGCGUCCCGGCUGCCUGAGCUCUCCAGGUUUGGGAUCAGAUUCUCCGGGUCCCCGGUACCCCGGCCCCCAGCCUCUCUCCCUGCCCUGCACCUCAGAGAUCCCCCCCAAAGCCCCAGUGGGACUGUUGGCCUCAGCUGGAGCAGCUGCGGGGGGGCUGCUCCAUUUUCCAUUGUCUUCAUCUUUAUUUUACUUGGGGAUCUGGUAGGUCCUCCUCUCGGUAGCCUCCCUGGCCUGCUGCUGGGUGGGAGCCUGCUUGGCUGGCAUCAGUAGGAUCGUUGGAGCUGGACAAGUCAGGUCAUUUAGGCUGAUCCUCUUAUUUAACAGGCCCAGAACCAAGCAGGAGAGCAGGAUUUGAACCCAGGCCUGAGCAUGGUGGGGGGGGCAGUCCCAGCUGGGCAGGGGACUCCCACAGAGGAAUGGGUGGCUGACACCUGCAUGGUUGAGGCAUGCGACAGGCUCUGGGGAAGGGGCUUUUGUGAUUUCUGAUUUACAGAUGAAAUAGGCUCAGAGAGGUCUAGGGACUGGCCGAAGGUCACCCAGCUCAGAGGCUUCUGGAGCAGGAGCCACGCAGGGGCCUUCCUCCCUGCAGGGCUCAUCCUCCAGCCCUGGGCGGCACUGCCUCAGCUGUCCAUUGGGAGUGACCGCUGCCAGGACUGUGAGGAGGAGAGCAUCUGGGGAAGUUGUGUCAGGCUGCCGAGAUGGGCGCGAGGCCCGGCCUCUCCGCUGUGUGGCCCAGCCCUGCGAGGCUGGGAAGCUGGAGCGCCUCCGCCUGCUUCUUGGAGACCCUUAAUAAGGACCCCAAGACUGACGGAAGGACUUUUCUCAGAGAUGUGCAUCUCCCGUAACCCCUGCCUUAGGUGAACCCUGGCCUCCCCUCCCCUGGGCACUUGCCGUUUCCUUGUUCCUUUGUUUCCAGUCAGCUGGGGGGAGUGGGGCGCCUCCUGAAUUCAGGGCCUCGGCCCCCUCCCCUCGCCCCUUCCCCACGUAGAAAGUCCCUGGUCUUUCCUCCACUAGAAAUCAGGCGGCCGAUUGUGUCGUGGCCUUCUUGGAUUGUUUCUCAUGUGUCAAGUCCAUCUCCCCCGUGUUUGGGAUCCGGCCUUCUGCCAGGAGGGCCGGACCCCCAUUUGUUAGGCAAUUGGCAUGCAUUGCUUAAUAAAUUGAAAUGUUUGGAAGCUCAAA
Messenger RNA from Gracilinanus agilis (Agile Gracile Mouse Opossum), 2062 nucleotides. RefSeq names its product zinc finger DHHC-type containing 24 (gene ZDHHC24). Bases 1 to 834 code for a protein of 277 amino acids. The transcript has 4 exons. NCBI's taxonomy places the organism in Eukaryota, Metazoa, Chordata, Mammalia, Didelphimorphia, Didelphidae. Gene Ontology annotation, molecular function: protein-cysteine S-palmitoyltransferase activity. Gene Ontology annotation, biological process: peptidyl-L-cysteine S-palmitoylation; protein targeting to membrane. The record is from RefSeq and is a predicted model, not a curated record. Gene Ontology annotation, cellular component: Golgi apparatus; endoplasmic reticulum.